Arabidopsis lyrata subsp. lyrata is the source of this 1024-nucleotide messenger RNA. Its product is annotated as probable plastid-lipid-associated protein 8, chloroplastic. Bases 77 to 799 code for a protein of 240 amino acids. The transcript is spliced from 4 exons. Lineage: Eukaryota; Viridiplantae; Streptophyta; Magnoliopsida; Brassicales; Brassicaceae. The record is from RefSeq and is a predicted model, not a curated record.
AUAUCCGUAUUCCCUCUCUCUCUCUCUCUCUCUCUCUCUCUCCAUUUCUAUCUGAGCUUCUCUCUCUAGAGCAACAAUGGCUGCGGCUGCUUCUUCUCUUACAAUCGCGUCUUCCCUCUCUGAACCACGGACUCAGAUCCAUUCCUCGAAACGCUCGAAUCUUCCUCUUCAAUAUUCAAUCCCGUACAAGGCCGUAACACGGAGCAGGACUAGAAGAUUAGGACUCGUCGUGAGUUCCGUUUCAGCUCCCAACGUUGAGCUCCGUACUGGACCUGAUGAUCUCAUUUCUACCCUCCUCUCUAAGGUUGCGAAUAGUGAUGGAGGUGUGACUCUAAGCCCUGAGCAGCACAAGGAAGUGGCACAAGUGGCUGGAGAGCUUCAGAAGUACUGUGUCAAGGAGCCUGUUAAAAAUCCUCUCAUUUUCGGAGAUUGGGAAGUGGUGUACUGUUCGAGACCAACCUCUCCUGGUGGAGGCUACAGAAGUGUGAUAGGCCGUCUCUUCUUCAAAACGAAAGAGAUGGUACAAGCCAUCGAUGCUCCUGAUAUCGUUAGGAACAAAGUUUCCAUCAAUGCUUUUGGUUUUCUUGACGGAGAUGUCUCCUUGACAGGGAAGUUGAAAGCCUUGGACAGUGAGUGGGUGCAGGUGAUAUUUGAGCCUCCGGAAAUCAAGGUAGGAUCUUUGGAGUUCAAAUACGGGUUUGAAAGCGAAGUGAAGCUUCGGAUCACAUAUGUUGAUGAGAAACUUAGACUGGGAUUAGGCUCUAAAGGAUCAUUGUUCGUCUUUAGGAGGCGUCAAUAAUAUAUAUGUUUCUCCCUCGUGCAUCAAUCAAUGCAAUUCACUACACAAAAAAAGGAAACAACAUAUGGGGUCCUGUGAGAGUAUGAUGGUCAAAAUCCACAAUGCUGUGUACGCAAAGGGUGUUUUAGAUAGAACUUUGUUGUAAUGUAAACUUCAUUUAAGAGUGUCUCACUUCAGAUGAGUGGUUGAGGAAGGUACUGGUGAACUUCAACGUCUUUUCGCAAA